AUGUCUACCUCCUUCUUUAAGGUGGAAGAGGUUGUGAAUGGAGUAGAGUCCCUGGCUUUGGAAGGAGAGGAGGAACUGAAAGUUCCCAAACAAGGGCGAGGUCCGUCCAAGGCACAGAAGAGACGGGUGAGCUGUAAUGUAUUGUGUCACUCACUGUGCAUCUUAAUGUAUUAACAUUCAGUAAGCCCUAAACUCCUGGCGUUUUUCUUGUUCAAAUCCUCUCAUUUACAAGGUGCAAUAAGAUGAGAUUCAUGUAAUCCUUUAUUUAGCCAGGUAAGACAUGUUUCACAGUGGAGUUCAAAUCCCAUGUAUGUCCUCCCUGUUCUCUCUGAACCCUCCCAGGAUAAGAAGGCAGCCGCGGAGAAGGAGAGAGAGAGUCGUAUAGCGGAGGCUGAGGUGGAGAACCUGUCUGGGCUGAGACACCAGGAGGGACUGAAGCUGUCCCAGAAGCUGGUAGAACGCCAGCUGCAGAUCAGGGAGAUCUCCUCAGGUAGGACCUGGAGCAGGGGGGUGGUAGGACCUGGGAGCAGGGGGGUGGGUAGGGGGUGUGGUAGGACCCGCAGCAGGGGGGUGGUAGGACCCGGAGCAGGGGGGUGGUAGGACCCGCAGCAGGGGGGUGGUAGGACCCGGAGCAGGGGGGUGGUAGGACCCGCAGCAGGGGGGUGGUAGGACCCGGAGCAGGGGGGUGGUAGGACCCGCAGCAGGGGGGUGGUAGGACCGGAGCAGGGGGGUGGUAGACCCGCAGCAGGGGGGUGGUAGGACCUGGAGGCAGGGGGUGGUAGGACCCUCAGCAGGGGGGUGGUAGGGACCCGCAGCAGGGGAGGUGGGUGGGAAACCUUGGUAGCAGGGGGGUGGUAGGGGGGGGUGGUAGGACCUGGAGCAGGGGGGUGGUUAGGACCCACACAGGGGGGUGGUAGGGGGGUGGUAGGACCCGCAGCAGGGGGGUGGUAGGACCUGGAGCAGGGGGUGGUAUGGACCCACAGCAGGGUUGGUAGGGGGGGUGGUAGACCCGCAGCGGGGGGGUGGUAGGACUGGAGCAGGGGGUGGUAGGACCCCAGCAGGGGGGUGGGUAGGGGGGUGGUAGGACCCGCAGCAGGGGGGUGGUAGGACCUGGAGCAGGGGGGUGGUAGGACCUGGAGCAGGGGGGUGGUAGGACCCGCAGCAGGGGGUGGUAGUGACUGGAGCAGGGGGGUGGUUGGUAGGACCUGGAGCAGGGGGGUGGUAGGACCUGGAGCAGGGGGGUGGUAGACCCGCAGCAGGGGGGUGGUAGGACCUGGAGCAGGGGGUGGUAGGACCUGGAGCAGGGGGUGGUAGGACCCGCAGCAGGGGGGUGUAGGACCGGAGCAGGGGGGUGGUAGGACCUGGAGCAGGGGGGUGGUGGUAGGACCUGGAGCAGGGGGUGGUAGGACCUGGAGCAGGGGGUGGUAGGACCUGAGCAGGGGGUGGGUAGGGACCUGGCAGCGGGGGGUGGUAGGACCCGCAGCAGGGGGGUGUAGGACCCGCAGCAGGGGGUGGUAGGACCUGGAGCAGGGGGGUGGUAGACCCGCAGCAGGGGGGUGUAGACCUGGAGCAGGGGGGGUGGUUAGGGACCCGCAGCAGGGGGGUGGUAGGACCUGGAGCAGGGGGGUGGUAGGACCUGGAGCAGGGGGUGGGUUAGGACUGGAGCAGGGGUGGUGGGUAGUAGGACCUGGAGCAGGGGGGUGGUAGGACCUGGAGGCAGGGGGUGGUAGGACCUGGAGCAGGGGGUGGUAGGACCUGGAGCAGGGGGGUGGUAGGACCCGCAAGCAGGGGGUGGUAGGACCCGCAGCAGGGGGGUGGUAGGACCUGACAGGGGGGUGGUAGGACCCGCAGCAGGGGGGGUGGUAGGACUGGAGCAGGGGGGGUUAGGACCUGGAGCAGGGGGGUGGUAGGACCCGCAGCAGGGGGGUGGUAGGACCCGCAGCAGGGGGGUGGUAGGACCUGGAGCAGGGGGGUUGGUAGGACCUGGAGCAGGGGGGUGGUAGGGCGGUAGCCAGAGGGGGUGGUAGGACCCCGCAGCAGGGGGGGUGGGGGGGUGGUAGGACCUGGAGCAGGGGGGUGGUAGGACCUGAGCAGGGGGGUGGUAGGACCUGGAGCAGGGGGGUGGUAGGACCUGGAGCAGGGGGGUGGUAGGACCUGGAGCAGGGGGGUGGUAGGACCUGGAGCAGGGGGUGGUAGGACCCGCAGCAGGGGGUGGUAGGACCCGCAGCAGGGGCCGGGGUGGUAGGACCUGGAGCAGGGGGUGGUAGGACCCGCAGCAGGGGGGGGUUGUAGGGGACCUGGAGCAGGGGGGUGGUAGACCUGGAGCAGGGGGGGUGGUAGGACCUGGAGCAGGGGGGGGGUGUAGGACCUGGAGCAGGGGGGUGGUAGGACCUGGAGCAGGGGGGUGGUAGGACCCCGCAGCAGGGGUGGUGGUAGGGGGGGUGGUAGGACCUGGAGCAGGGGGGGUGGUAGGACCUGGAGCAGGGGAGUGGUAGGACCCGCAGCAGGGGGGUGGUAGGACCCACAGCAGGGGGGGUGGUAGGACCCACAGCAGGGGGGUGGUAGGAACCCGCAGCAGGGGGGUUGGUAGGGGGGGUGGUAGGACCCGCAAGCAGGGGGGUGGUAGGGGGGUGGUAGGACCUGGAGCAGGGGGUGGUAGGACCUGGAGCAGGGGGGUGGUAGGACCCGCAGCAGGGGGGUGGUAGGACCCGCAGCAGGGGGGUGGUAGGACCUGGAGCAGGGGGGUGGUAGGGGGGUGGUAGGACCCGCAGCAGGGGGGUGGUAGGGGGUUGGUAGGACCCGCAGCAGGGGGUUUGUAGGACCUGGAGCAGGGGGGUGGUAGGACCUGGAGCAGGGGGGUGGUAGGACCCGCAGCAAGGGGGGUGGUAGGUGGCAUAGAGGUUAGAGAAGCAGGCCAGCAAACAGAGGGUUGCCGGUUCGAAUCCCAGCUCCGAAUGGAAAGAUCUGUUGCAAAGUGAGAUGGCAGGGUGAGACGGAGGGAUGCUGGCAUCAUCCUAGAUACCAUCGCCUACCGUUGUGCCCUUGAGCAACGCACUUACUUAACCCACUGUCUUCCAACCCCUCAGAGAUGUGUGUGUCUCGGGGGGGGGGGGUUGGAUUGUGACUCAAUUUAAUGGACAGUUAACUCUUCUCCUCCUCAGACGGCCACUGUAUGUACCGUGCUGUGGAGGACCAGUUGGGGCAGCACGGUUUAGGUCUGACCCUGAAGGAGCUCCGGGCCCAAACCGCUCAGCACAUGAGGAGCCACACAGACGACUUCCUUCCCUUCCUCACUAACACCAACACAGGGGACAUGUACACAGCUGGUGAGGACUAACUGAGCUGUUCUGUUCAUUUAGGGCCGGUUUAGACAUUAAGGGGCGGUUUCCCCCAGACACAGAUUAAACCUAGUCGAGGACUAAGAAGCAUGAUCAGUGGAGAACCUCUAUUGAAAACGCUUUUCAGUCCUGGAUUAAACUUAAUCUGUGUGUAGAAAACCGUCUCUGUGUUUUAUGUUGAGGUUGUUGUUUGUUAGGUUUUGUAUGGGGGAUUCCUCACUAAACUAGAACAGAAAAAAUAUGCUUUGGAUUUUCAUGAAAUGUAAUCCAUAAAAGCAUUCUUUGGAGGAAGGAUUGUUUUUUUUGACAUUUUGUAUCUUAAAGCGUAAUUGAGAAAUAAGUAAUUGAAGUUGGAGUAUCUGGGGCAUUUUGGCGUUACCCAGGCGAUAAGGUUUCAUCUGUAGAUGCCACAAAGCAAACGUUGAUGUUAUAUGAAGCUAUACCGCUUGCUCUGAAAUAUGAGUAGGAUUUUUCAAUAACAACUUUCUUACAUACACUACCUGUCAAAUGUUUGGACACACCUACUCAUUCCAGGGUUUUUCCUUUAUUUUUUACUAUUUUCUACAUUGUAGAAUAAUAGUGAAGACAUCAAAUCUAUGAAAUAACACAUAUGGAAUCAUGUAGUAACCAAAAAAAGUGUUCAACAAUUGAAAAUGAAUGAACAAAUGAAAAGAGUGUCAAAGCUGUCAUCAAGGCAAAGGGUGGCUAUUUGAAGAAUCUCAAAUAUAAAAUAUAUUUUGAUUUGUUUAACACUUUUUUGGUUACUACAUGAUUCCAUGUGUGUUAUUUCAUAGUUUUGAUGUCUUCACUAUUAUUCUACAAUGUAGAAAAUAGUACAAAUAAAGAAAAACCCUUGAAUGAGUAGGUGUUCUAAAACUUUUGACUGGUACUGUACAUUUUAUAAAUAUUGAAAAAAAUAUAAACAUGAAUAUGAAAUUCAGUAUCACCUGUGGUCCGCUCUGCAGUGUCACUGCAUUGUGUGAUCACAUUUACAUUUACAUUUACGUCAUUUAGCAGACGCCCUAAUCCAGAGCGAUUUACAAAUUGGUGCAUUCACCUUAUAGCCAGUGGGACAACCACUUUACAAUAUGUUAUUUUUUAUUUUUUUUGGUGGGGUAAGGGGGGGUAGAAGGAUUACUUUAUCCUAUCCCAGGUAUUCCUUAACUCUGUGUGUGUUUUCAGAUGAGUUUGAGAAGUAUUGCAGUGACGUGGCGGACACAGCAGCCUGGGGUGGACAACUGGAGGUAUCUUCAUCCUUUAAUCACUUGAUCAGGCUAUAUUUGUUUUAUCAAAGGACCCAACAGAGCACCUUGUGUCAUAACGGUUUUAUACUGAUUUAUAAAUUAUCUAUAAACUGUAAAUUAACAUUUACAAACUACUUAUAGUUAGCGUACCUUACUGUAAAAUGGUACCAGAAUGGGAUCACAUAUACUCAGUGAUUCAUGUAUGCUGCUACUUUGUUCCCUAACAGCUGAGAGCUCUGACACAGGUCCUUCAACUGCCAAUAGAAGUGCUCCAAGCAGAUUCCCCAGCUAUAAUGAUUGGAGAGGAAUUUGACAAGUCACCCAUCACCCUUAUGUAAGUACCAAGUCAGUUAACCUCCAUACUGUAAGUACCAUGUCAGUUAACCUCCAUACUGUUAGUACCAAGUCAGUUAACCUUCAUACUGUUAGUACCUUGUCAGUUAACCUCCAUACUGUUAGUACCAAGUCAGUUAACCUCCAUACUGUUAGUACCAUGUCAGUUAACCUCCAUACUGUUAGUACCAAGUCAGUUAACCUCCAUACUGUAAGUACCAAGUCAGUUAACCUCCAUACUGUAAGUACCAUGUCAGUUAACCUCCAUACUGUUAGUACCAAGUCAGUUAACCUCCAUACUGUUAGUACCAUGUCAGUUAACCUCCAUACUGUUAGUACCGUGUCAGUUAACCUCCAUACUGUUAGUACCGUGUCAGUUAACCUCCAUACUGUUAGUACCGUGUCAGUUAACCUCCAUACUGUUAGUACCAUGUCAGUUAACCUCCAUACUGUUAGUACCGUGUCAGUUAACCUCCAUACUGUUAGUACCAAGUCAGUUAACCUCCAUACUGUUAGUACCAUGUCAGUUAACCUCCAUACUGUUAGUACCGUGUCAGUUAACCUCCAUACUGUUAGUACCAAGUCAGUUAACCUCCAUACUGUUAGUACCAUGUCAGUUAACCUCCAUACUGUAAGUACCAUGUCAGUUAACCUCCAUACUGUUAGUACCAAGUCAGUUAACCUUCAUACUGUUAGUACCUUGUCAGUUAACCUCCAUACUGUUAGUACCAAGUCAGUUAACCUCCAUACUGUUAGUACCAUGUCAGUUAACCUCCAUACUGUUAGUACCUUGUCAGUUAACCUCCAUACUGUUAGUACCAUGUCAGUUAACCUCCAUACUGUUAGUACCUUGUCAGUUAACCUCCAUACUGUUAGUACCAUGUCAGUUAACCUCCAUACUGUUAGUACCGUGUCAGUUAACCUCCAUACUGUUAGUACCAUGUCAGUUAACCUCCAUACUGUUAGUACCGUGUCAGUUAACCUCCAUACUGUUAGUACCUUGUCAGUUAACCUCCAUACUGUAAGUACCAUGUCAGUUAACCUCCAUACUGUUAGUACCAUGUCAGUUAACCUCCAUACUGUUAGUACCAUGUCAGUUAACCUCCAUACUGUAAGUACCAUGUCAGUUAACCUCCAUACUGUUAGUACCAUGUCAGUUAACCUCCAUACUGUAAGUACCGUGUCAGUUAACCUCCAUACUGUUAGUACCUUGUCAGUUAACCUCCAUACUGUUAGUACCUUGUCAGUUAACCUCCAUACUGUUAGUACCAAGUCAGUUAACCUCCAUACUGUUAGUACCAUGUCAGUUAACCUCCAUACUGUAAGUACCAUGUCAGUUAACCUCCAUACUGUUAGUACCAUGUCAGUUAACCUCCAUACUGUUAGUACCUUGUCAGUUAACCUCCAUACUGUUAGUACCUUGUCAGUUAACCUCCAUACUGUUAGUACCUUGUCAGUUAACCUCCAUACUUCCCUAGCUCAGUUUACGAAGUAAUUUGAGUGGUUACAUGUCUCCAGCCCCAUUCACCAUCAGCCUUAUAGUAAACCAAGUGGGGCUGCCAUUUGGCAAAAAAAAAUAAAAAAUAAUCCAAAUGAUUGAUUGUGCCUUUAAUUGUAGCUAUUGUGUUUCAGUUACAUGCGUCAUGCGUACGGACUGGGAGAACACUACAACUCAGUGGAACGUCUGAAAGACCCUGCCACUCAAGGGGAAGACUGA
Messenger RNA from Coregonus sp. 'balchen', 6632 nucleotides. Lineage: Eukaryota; Metazoa; Chordata; Actinopteri; Salmoniformes; Salmonidae. The record is from the annotation of a GenBank genome assembly.